AUGGCGCUAAUGGCUGGACGGGUUUAUUUCUGGUAUUACGGCUCAGGGCUGUGUAAGUGUAAGACAGGUGUAUACGGGCCCAAGUGUGAUGACUGCCAUCCUGGAUUCUUCCACUUCAGCAGCACAGGAUGUCAACCGUGCCAAUGCAACAACCACUCUACCUACUGCCACCCUCAGUCAGGUGUUUGUUUGGACUGUCAGGAUAACACUCAGGGCCACAACUGUGAGGAGUGUCUGCCCAACUUUUACCGGCGUCAUGGUGAGGGGUCCGCGGACACUUGUCUGCCUUGUCCCUGCUCCUCUGAGACCUCCAGCAGCAGCUGUCAUCUCGAUUCCAGUGGACAACCUGUAUGUGACGAAUGUAAGCCUGGCUUCUCCGGCCCAAGAUGCAGCGUGUGCAUGGACGGUUUAUUUAAAUCAGCAGGCGCGUGCGUGCCCUGCGAGUGUAAUGGGAACGCAGACCCUCGCUCCAUGCCACAAAUAUGCCACCCUGAGACAGGCCACUGCCACCGCUGCAUCAACCACACAGCGGGAGCACACUGUGAGAUCUGCACUCGUGGAUACACAGGGGACGCCCGCUACCACAACUGCACCCUGAGAGCUGUGAGAAUCCUCCCAACUCAAGACAUCAAGACCUCCACUACAGAAAUCCCCAAAUCCACAAGUUCUGUUGCUUCUACACCUGCUUCCCGCCUCCUCACUUUCUCCUCCUCCCCUACCACCCAUCCAAGCCUACCGACCCUUCAGUCCGGCACGGGAGACUCCUCAGGACACAACAGCACGGCCUCUGCCCUGACAGUAGUGUCCUGGACGCAGUUUAACAUCAUCAUCCUCGCCGUCAUCAUCGUGGUGGUCGUUCUCCUCAUGGGCUUCGUCGGAGGCGUGUAUACGUAUCGUGAGUACCGCAAUAGGAAACUCAACGCCCCGUUUUGGACCAUUGAGCUGAAGGAGGACAACAUCAGCUUCAGCAGCUACCACGACAGCAUCCCGCACGCCGACCCCAACGGACUAUUGGAGGAGGAGCCGUGUGUGGUUGCGGCCAAUGGGCAGUUAGCACUCGCUACUGCCGCCAACAUGUACAAAGCGUGAAGUUGUCGGUACGAUUGUAUCUUUUCUUAAAGGGACAUUUCAGCCAAAAAUGGACAUUCUGUCAUCAUUUACUCACUCUCAUGUCCAACCUGAUGUUCUUUUUUCAGUGGAACAUUAAGGAAGAUGUUUUGAAGGCACUGAAUGUCAGUGGGGUCCGAAACAACAUCGGGCCAAUUUCAAUAACUUUUUUAGUGUUACACUGAGAAACAAAGUCAAACAGGUUUGGAAUGACAUGAGGGUGAGUAAAGUACCACAUUUUCAUUUUCGGCGAACUAUCCUGUUAAUUUUGAU
Molecule: messenger RNA, 1380 nt
Organism: Sinocyclocheilus rhinocerous
Lineage: Eukaryota; Metazoa; Chordata; Actinopteri; Cypriniformes; Cyprinidae
Product: multiple epidermal growth factor-like domains protein 9
Exons: 5
Coding region: 1-1089 (362 amino acids)
Biological process (GO): animal organ morphogenesis; tissue development
Source: RefSeq, a predicted model, not a curated record